ACUUACCCCUCCAGUCAAGGGAAAAGUCACAUUCAGAGUGCCCGGUUUUCAGCGAAAGAACUGAGAAAAAGUUAAUUUUGGUGUCCAUCUCCUAGGAUAAAUGUCCCGUAUUGUGCAGUAUCUGGAGACAGGACGCCUGGACUACCUGAAGGCACUGCGCCUGCAGCAGUACUUUGCCAAGAAAGCCGUCACGGAAGACGCAACCAAAGAUUUUCGCAAUGUCUUGAUCCUCACGGAGCACGAGCCCGUCUACACCGUGGGCAUCCGAUCAGCCGGAUGUUCGCCGCAGGAUGAGGUCAGACUACAGCAACUGGGAGCUGAAUUCCACAGAACAAAUCGCGGAGGACUGAUUACAUUUCACGGCCCUGGGCAACUCAUAGCCUAUCCCAUACUCAAUCUGCGCAACUUCCAGCCCAGUGUCCGGUGGUAUGUCAGCAAAAUCGAAGAGACCAUCGUAGACUUGUGCAGAAAGUAUAAUAUAAAUGCCGGAAGGACGCGAGAUAUGGGCGUCUGGGUGAAUGACAAGAAGAUUUGUGCUCUGGGACUUCACAUUACUCGCCUGAUAACAUCCCAUGGGUUGGCUCUCAAUUGCAAUACAGACCUUUCCUGGUUCCAGCACAUUGUCCCAUGUGGCCUGGUGGGCAAGGGCGUGACGUCCAUCAGUGAGCAAGUGGAGAAAAAUGUGGAAAUUGCUGAUGUCAUUCCGCACUUCCUGGAUUCCUUCAAGGCAACCUUUGAGUGUGAUUUGGAGAAGUUCCCGGACGCCGGACGUUUCGACCUCUUCAACUACAUCAAUGACGAUGAAUCUCAGCCGAAUGAUGUGGCCAAGAUGAAGAGGAAGCAAUAAAAAAAAAUUGUAACCAAAGCACUUUUAUUCGAUCAAUAAGAAUGCGAGUAGUAGUAAA
Molecule: messenger RNA, 905 nt
Organism: Phlebotomus papatasi
Lineage: Eukaryota; Metazoa; Arthropoda; Insecta; Diptera; Psychodidae
Gene: Lipt2
Product: putative lipoyltransferase 2, mitochondrial
Exons: 1
Coding region: 101-847 (248 amino acids)
Biological process (GO): protein lipoylation
Cellular component (GO): mitochondrion
Molecular function (GO): lipoyl(octanoyl) transferase activity
Source: RefSeq, a predicted model, not a curated record